Coregonus clupeaformis (lake whitefish) is the source of this 4541-nucleotide messenger RNA. RefSeq names its product MTSS I-BAR domain containing 1 (gene mtss1). Gene Ontology annotation, biological process: cell projection assembly; plasma membrane organization. The record is from RefSeq and is a predicted model, not a curated record. Gene Ontology annotation, cellular component: actin cytoskeleton; cytoplasmic side of plasma membrane. NCBI's taxonomy places the organism in Eukaryota, Metazoa, Chordata, Actinopteri, Salmoniformes, Salmonidae. Gene Ontology annotation, molecular function: actin binding; phospholipid binding. The transcript has 15 exons. The coding region runs from base 761 to 3205 and encodes 814 amino acids.
AAGAGGGAAUUUGGAGCGCGCGGUGGAAGCAACACAUACCAGCCAAGCCAACUCGAAACGAUACGUGGAUUCUCAUUGAAUAAUUGUUUUGCUCUCGUGGCUGGGUGAAAGGCCAUGACACACAUGUGCAGACAAGCUGAAAACGCAUAGGAAUAAGAGGGAUCAUUUUCACAGGACCAUGGGAAACAGAAAUACGAUUUUUAAAGAAAUAUUAUUCGCUGACUAGUAGGUAAUUGAUCAAGAAACUGCCAGUUACCUGCCCGCGCGUGAGCUAGCAGCAGCUCGAGACGAUAGUCAGGUAUUGCUAGACAGCCGCAUUGCCUAUUUGGCUGUGUGGUAGCUAUAGUUUUGGAUACAGUAAAAUCAGGUCAAUUCGACUGACUUUCCAUUCGAGCUACCGGUAUUCAACCAUGCCAUGUUUUCUUGGAGGUGUAUCAAGUUGGCUGGCUAGUUAGCUAGCUAGCCAAUCACACUGAGUCUGAGUUUGACUGGAACAUUAUUGCGAAGACCGUACAGACAGUAUGUGGUGUUACUAUUCCACGUAUUUAUCUAUUGUUUCCCCCCCAGGAUUUUUGUUUUAUUCUCUAACUAACGUUAGCUAGCUAGCUACUUGGAUAUAUAUUUGUCUCGUUCGGGCGGUGUGUGGUUGGCACAAUUCCUUAACUUUACACAUCGGGGUUUCCCUCAACAUAUAUUUAUAAACGAAUUACUAGUAAUUUAAAAUCUAGCUAUUACUGUAAUUAGUUUUUCGACUUGGAAAAUGGAUUCGGGUAUUGAAAAGGAAUGCAGCGCUCUGGGAGGGCUCUUCCAGAUCAUCAUGAACGACAUGAAGGCUAGUUAUCCAGCCUGGGAGGACUUUGCAACCAAAGGAGUGAAACUGCAAUCCCAGCUAAAGACAACCAUCAUCGUCACAGGCUCUUUCCUGGAUGCCUUUCAGAAGGUGGCAGAUAUGGCGACUGGAACAAGAGGGGCGACAAAAGAGAUUGGCUCGGCCUUGACGAGAAUGUGCAUGAGGCACAGAAGCAUAGAGUCCAAACUGAAGCUCUUCACCACGGCACUAACAGAUACCCUGAUCAAUCCCCUUGAGCAGAAGAUUGAGGAGUGGAAGAAGGUGGCCAGUCAGUUGGACAAGGACCAUGCCAAAGAAUACAAGAAGGCCCGAGCAGAUAUCAAGAAAAAAUCCUCAGACACAAUCAAGCUGCAGAAGAAAGUUAAGAAAGGGAAGGACGAGGUGCGCGGGCAGCUGGACAGCGCCCUGCAGGACGUGAACGUGCGCUAUGCUGUGCUGGAGGAGACUGAGAAGAGGGCCGCGUGCCGGGCGCUCAUCGAGGAGAGGGGCCGCUACUGCUCCUUUGUCAGCAUGCUCAAACCCGUGCUGGAUCAUGAGAUCUGCAUGCUAGGCGAGGUGACCCACCUGCAGACCAUCCUGGAAGACCUGAGCACCCUGACAGCCGAGCCCAGCAAACUGCCCCCCGCCAGCGAACAGGUGAUCCUGGAUCUGAAGGGAUCUCACUACAGCUAUAGUUACCAGACGCCCCCUGCCUCCCCCAGCAACACACUGUCCCGCAAGAGCAGCAUCAGCGGUAACUACAACUCUGUGAGGCACGUCCCCUCUCUGGACUCCAUCACCUCCUCUAUGGAUGGCAUUCACCUCUGCCCGCCCUCCAUGGAACCAGCACAGUGCCGCUCACCCAGUCCGAUGGCACGCUUUGUGGGCUGGGAGGGCACCGCACGCUCCCUCAGCGAGAGCAACUCGCCCACCGCCUCCGUCCGCUCUGGUGCCCGCUGCACCCAUGCCCGCUCUGCCAGCCACGCCAGCCGCAGAGACACCACCGAGGUGAGCGGGUCGGGACCGAUCGGGUCGGGCACAGAGAACGGCACGGCCAUGCCUCCUCCACACAACGCCUACACACAGCACGGAGAGAGGGUCCGCGCCAUGUCCACAUCCGGAAAGCCCCAGAGUGCCCGGGAGCAGCUGGCCCUGACCCUGGGCGGAGGGCUCAACUCUGAGGCCCCCCGCACCAGCCACGACUCCCUCCACUGCUCCAGCGGCUACAGCACGCAGACCACCACGCCCUCCUGCUCCGAGGACACCAUCCCCUCCCACGCUAUAAAGAAAGAGCUUCCUCUUUAUGACUACGACUACAUCUCCCUGCACGGGGGCGAGGAGGCGCACCAUGGCCCGCCUGACUUUGACAAGUCCUCCACCAUCCCGCGCAACAGCGACCUCAGCCUGCAGUACCGCAAGAUGAUCCAGAGCAAGCGACCCGCCUCCACAGUCAGCUUGCUGGCCGAGCCCGAGCCGCUGGGCUUGUGCCAGUCGCACACUGCCACCAUCCGCCGCAAGCCCUCCUCCAAGCCUGCCUACCGCCGCGGCACCAUCAGCGGCGGUGUGCCCAUCCCCAUCUGCACCCCCCAGGUGCCCCUCAAAGCCCUGGGCGUAGGAGGAGAGGGGGACAGCGGGAGCAAUGGGGACAUGGGGCCACCAGAGGGUGGUGUGGGUAUGAGCAGGACGGUGGACCACGGACUGGUCCACGCCAAGCACAGCCUGUGCACGUCCACCCAGAGCCUGAGUGCCAUGCCCUUGCACCAUUCUUCGUCCACGUCACCCUACUACUCGCUGAUCCCGGGCCAGGCGCCAGUUCCCAUGGGCAGCUCGGAGCAGCUGUACCAGCUGAGCAAGCAGCAGCAGUACGCCCUGCACCAGCAGCAGCAAAAGCAGUACCAGCAGCAGCACCUGCAGUACAACCAACAGCAGCAGCGGUAUCAACAGCAGCCCCAGACACAACAACAGCAGCAGCCGUUUCAAUUUCAGCAACGGUUCCAGCAACAACAACUGUACCAACAGCAGCUCCAGCAGCAGCAACAACAGAAGCUCCAACAUCAAAAGCAACUUCAGCAACAGCAGCUCCUACAACAACAACAACAACAACAACAACAACAACAACAACAACAACAACAACAGCAGCAGCAGCAACCAAUUCAGCAGCAGUCUCAUCUCCCACAACAACACAAUACGUCUGCCACUGCCAACCAGCUGGUGGAGAGCGGGCACUGCCAGCCCCCCCAGCAGCCCCCUGACGCGGAGGAGCCCUGGGGUGGCGGAGGUCACAUGGUCACCAUGAUCCGGGGAGUGAAACUGCGUCGGACCCUGACCAACGACCGCUCUGCCCCCUUCAUUUCCCCGGCCAGCCAUCUCAAAUGAGCCCCUCCCUACCAGUGUAGGUUGUCAUCGUUUUGUUUUACGGUUCUUGCUUUUCUUUUUGCCCCGUUUCCAAUAUAUAUUAUUAUUAUAUUUUCUCCUGAGAAUAAAAAAGGAUGUUGCCUUUUUGGAAAUUUGGUCUGGUGUAAAAGGCUUCCCUCUCUCCAAUCAAAUGAUUAUAUAAUCUUCCUCAGAUGGAGUCGUAGGUGAAUAUGGCCUCUUUAUCGCUCUGUAAUUUAAGAUGUUUAUACAUACGAGGAUACGUGUUGGCUAUAUAAAAGCAUUUGAGGUCAUAGAUCAGGGGUAUUCAACUCUUACCCUACGAGGUCCGGAACCUGCUGGUUUUCUGUUCUACCUGAUAAUUAAUUAUACACACGUGGUGUUCCAGGUCUAAAUCAGUGCCUGAUUAGAAGGAAACCAUUUAAAAAAGCAGUGGAACUGGAUUCAAGGUCCAGAGUUGAGUUUGAGGGUCAUAGAUUAUAAAGUUCUAUGUUUAUAUAUUGUUGAGAAAAUAAGAAAAUGCUUUGCUUACUUAGUCUUAUCAUCACCUUCAUGGUCGGAACCAAUAGAAACCCACACAUAUGUAUAUAUUAGCGUGAUAUGCAGAUGUUUUUUUUUUAUUAGUCGACGAAAUAGCAAUGGCAUCUUUUCUCGUAGUCUUAUUUUUGUAUAAAGAACAAGCGCAGGGUCAAAAUGAAGAGGUCCUGCUUUUUCGCCUGUACUAGGACCUGUGUAAAAGGACACGGACGGAGCUCCUGAAUCAGGCUUGGCAGCUCAAGUUCUGGCAAAGACUGAAACAGUGGACGUGUCCUGAAUGAUCCCCUGAGGUAAAUUUAAAGACAGUCACUUUGAAAAGGAAGAGGAGACUGAAGAAUCGGACACAGGACUUAAACCUCUAUAGCUUUCUCAUCUGGAUCUCGUUCAUGAUGGGAUCACGUGAGCUUAAUCACUCUCCAUGUACUGUUAGGUCCACAAUGGCUUGAAAUGCUUCGAGCUGGCUUUUCUAUGUAUUCAGUUGACUUAUUUUUCUCUCUAAAUCAAACACACACUUCUUCACCUUCUGUGUGGCGGUCGACUGUACCAGUGUUUGAGCCAAUCAGAGGCUUGCACUGCAGGGCAGAGAGGGGUCACUGGGUCAACAAAGGGCUUUGUGGGGCUUUUGAUAGCAGGGGUCAGGACUUAUGUACCGUAAGCUCCUUGAGCUGGAAAGUAAAGCCACCAUUGUGUGGGAUGAGGAGGACUGCAAUGCACUCAAUCCCAGCGCUAAUAUACACUGAGUGAACAAAACAUUAAGAACACCUGCUCUUUCCAUUACAUAGACUAACCAGGUGAAACCAAG